AUAGGAAUGGAUUUUGCUUCUGCGGUAAUGUUCUCGGUACGGUGGUCCCUCCUCGAAGCGCGAGUGUCGAUCCGUCACGCUGCACUGCCUUGAAUGAACCCGUUGAAUCCCCCUGUGAUCCACGCGCGCGCUCCCGUGUGAAAGUUUCGUGUUUUACCUUUUCACCUUUUCACCUUCUUUCCGGGGUUCUUACAGCAAGUGUUGGUGGCUAGGUUACCCCCCACACACAUAUUGGUCCUUUUCGCUCAUGCUCUCUCGCGCCCUGCUUCGCGCUCUGUGCUCUACCUGCAGCACCUCGUCUUACUCCCCCAGUGUUCCCUGUGAUAGCAGCUGAGGUGGUUUUUAGAUUGAGCUCCGCAAAUCUGGGAAAAUCCUCACGAGAGAAUAUCGCCAUUUGCUUCAGAGACGAUUUUACAGCAAUUGUAAUGUUUUCCAGACAUGGAGGCUUGACUUGAGUCUCUYGCUGUCCCUAACCUGUACGGAUGUUCAUAGUUCAACCAUCUCCUUCAGCACGCGGGUCCCUUCAGGAGUGACAACUGGCACCUUGGACGCGGGACUGGCGCGAGGGAGGCGGCACGAAUGUGCUGCCGGGUCUGUAUGUGCUGCUUUUCGCGCUGAGUGCGUUUUCGGGACUAGAAAGAGAAGAGCUUGCGCGUGCCAUUGUACCGGGGUCGGUUGUCGGGAAGACUCGUGAAGAUGCUGUGGAAUCGGAGGAUCCUCUUUUCACACGUGUGCUGCGCCAGCUUCCUUCUGUUCUGGAUUAUGCUGGGCACGGUGGUAGAGGUGAUGGGGUCCCAGCCGGGGAUUCCUCUCUCAGUGGUGAAGUUAUGGGCCUCGGCGUUUGGUGGAGAAAUUAAAUCAAUUUCUGCAAAAUACUCUGGAUCCCAGCUGCUGCAGAAGAAAUAUAAAGAAUUUGAGAARUCCGUCCGAGUGGAAGAAAUUGAUGGCAUGAAAGUGGUCAAAACUCUAGCAAAGAAGAUGGAGGAAAUGUUCCGGAUGAAAAAGGAGGCCAUGCGGCGGCUGGUGGAGGCAGCAGAGGAGGCCCAUCUACAGCACGAGGAGGACCCAGAGCUGCAGUAUGAGUACUUUAACGCGGUGCUGAUCAACGAGGUGGAUGAGGAGGGCAACAACGUGGAGCUGGGAGGAGAGUUCGUUCUGGAACCCAACGACCACUUCAACAACCUGUCAGUCAACCUCAGCCUCAGUGUGGUGCAGGUGCCCACCAACAUGUACAACAAAGAUCCAGCCAUAGUGAAUGGGGUGUAUUGGUCAGAGGCCUUGAAUAAAGUGUUUGUGGAUAACUUUGAAAAAGAUCCGUCCCUGAUAUGGCAGUACUUUGGCAGUGCCAAGGGCUUCUUUAGGCAGUAUCCCGGGGUCAAAUGGCAUCCAGACGAACACGGGGUCAUCGCCUUCGACUGCAGGAACAGGAAAUGGUACAUCCAGGCAGCGACGUCUCCUAAAGACGUGGUGAUCCUGGUGGACGUGAGUGGCAGUAUGAAGGGCCUGAGACUGACCAUCGCCAGACAGACUGUCUCCUCUAUACUGGACACACUGGGAGACGACGACUUCUUCAACAUCAUCGCUCAUUUCAAAGAACACCUGGACAAGCUGUUCGCCAAAGGGAUUGGUCUGCUGGGUGACGCUCUGACCGAAGCGUUCACCAUUCUAAAUGAUUUUAACCAGACUGGGCAUGGCAGUGUGUGUAGCCAGGCUAUCAUGCUGGUGACUGACGGGGCAACGCAGAUGUACGACGACGUCUUCGCCAAGUUCAAUUGGCCAGACAGAAAGGUACGCAUAUUCCCUUACCUGAUUGGCCGAGAGUCUGCCUUUGCUGAUAACAUGAAAUGGAUGGCCUGUGCUAAUAAAGGGUAUUUCAGUCAGAUCUCCACACUGGCUGAUGUACAGGAAAAUGUGAUGAGGUAUCUUCAUGUUAUGAGUCGUCCUAAAGUCAUCGACCACGAGCAUGACACGGUCUGGACAGAGGCCUACGUGGACAGCACUCUCUCCCAGGCACACAAGUCCAGAAACAAGAAGGGCCCUAGCCUGAUGACCACUGUUGCCAUGCCUGUGUUCAGCACCAAGAACGAGACGAAGAACCAGGGUAUUCUCCUAGGGGUGGUGGGCACAGACAUUCCUCUUCAGGAACUCAUGAAGAUCAUCCCUAAACACCUGCUGGGUAUCCACGGUUACGCCUUUGCCAUCACAAACAACGGCUACAUCCUGACCCAUCCGGACCUGAGGCCACUGUACCAGGAGGGCCAGAAGAGGAGGAAACCCAACUACAGCAGUGUGGACCUUUCAGAAGUGGAGUGGGAGGACAAGGAUGACUUUCUGCGUAAUGCCAUGGUCAACAGGAAGACUGGGACAUUCUCCAUGGAGGUGAAGAAGACAGUGGACAAAGGGAAAAGACUCCUGAAGAUGCACAAUGACUAUUUCUACACUGAAGUCAAGGGAACUCCCUUCAGUGUCGGAGUGGCUUUGUCUAGAGGCCAUGGAAAAUUCUUCUUCAGAGGAAACGUCUCAGUGGAAGCAGGGCUCCUUGACCUGGAACAGCCAGAUGUUGCGCUGGCAGAUGAAUGGACGUAUUGUAACACAGAUGAGCACCAUGAGCACCGCUCCCUCUCCCAGAUCCAGGCCAUUAAACUCUACCUGACCGGACGCAAGCCACACAUCAAAUGUGACAGAGAGCUGAUCCAGGAGGUGUUGUUUGAUGCUGUGGUCACAGCCCCACUGGAGGCCUACUGGACCGGCCUGGCCCUCAACAAGUCCGAGAACUCAGACAAAGGAGUGGAGAUUGCUUACCUAGGCACACGCACUGGCCUCUCUAGAACCAGCCUGUUUGUUGUCCCAGAGCACCUAUCCAAUCAAGACUUCCUGACGGCGGAGGAUAAGGAGGGGGUGUUCAACGCUGACCACUUCCCUCUGUGGUACAAGAGAGCAGCAGAGCAGGUUCCCGGCACCUUCGUCUACUCGAUCCCCUUUGGAGGAAAUGAGAAUAAGAGUGUGGUUUGGCCAGCACUGCCAUACAACUGCUGGAUGACAGGAAGUCGCCUAUUGUUGCUUCGUUGGAUUCAGAUGAAGCUGGAAUUCUCGAGGAAGUUCUGGACCGCUAGUAGACAGUGUGCUGCUCUGGAUGGGAAGUGCUCCAUUGCUGUGAUAAUGAGCGGGCUGUUCUUUGGAGAGGUGGAGAGUGCUGUUAUGAACAAGCUGCUUCUCAUGGGUCCUUCAAAAAUCACUCUGUAUGACUACCAGGCUCUCUGUAGAGAGUAUGCUGGCAGCAGUGACAGCGCACGCUCUCUAUCACAUCCCUUCUCCAUCGUGAAAUGGCUCCUGACCAAACUUGUCAUUUUCCUGCUGGAGUUCAACCUUUACAGCUGGUGGCAUGUUGAUCUCUCAGUCAAAGCCCAAAGGUCAAGGGGAAAGACCAUGAUGGUGCCAUGUGACACAGAGUACCCUGCCUUCGUCUCUGAGCGUACCAUCAAAGAGACCACGGGAAACAUCGACUGUGAGGGCUGUGCCAGAUCUUUUGUAAUUCAGCAGAUUCCCAGCGUAAUUCAAUGGUUGUCGGACAACAAGUGUGACUGCAGCUCUGCAACCCUGGUUUCCAUGGAUCCCAUCGAGAUUAUGUACAAUGAGUCUCUGAAAUGUGAUAGGCUGAAGUUUCAGAAAGACAGAAAGCGGCCAGAAUCGUGUCAUCCUUUUCAACCUGAGGAGAAUGCCAUGGAGUGUGAGAGGGCGCAGGCUCUCUGCCCCCCUUACAGCAGCACUGCUCCCCCUACUGGCCACUCUCAUUAGCAGGUGACCACACCGCCCUCGAGGCCCACCGUCCUGGACCCAACACUGGACCUAACACUGGAGAGAUUGAUUGACUGGCGCACCAUCAAAUGCUGACAACGCACAGGGAGCCUCGCCAACAAGAAGAACUUGCUCAUAACUAACUGAGUUGCGUAUUACCAACAGAGAGACGGACCAAUUGUAAAGCAUCUCCCUGACCAGCAGAGAAAUAACAAAUUAGACGACAUUGUUCACGAGAAACAGAACAAUAUUCCAAGGGGAAAACAAUAUGGACAUUAGACAGAAAAAAUACACCUGCGAGCAGCAAUGAACGGGUUUCACAGGAUGACAGAAAGGACACAAGAUCAGUUGGAUAACAAAGCCAGCACUCUGUGAUGUAGGAACUAUCUUCCUUUAUGUGCAGUCAGUGAAAGCAUUACCAUGUUGAUUUAAAUCUGUUGGUUCACUCCACAUUAGCGUUCCAAAAUACUUCAAUACACUCUCACAGCUGUAAUACGCUGACUGUGCAAGCGGCAGGACAGGAUUUUACAGAAUAAAAGAUCCACUUUUCCCUACGUUCAGACAACAUAACACAGGCAACGAUAUAUGAUUAUACAGAUAUACAAAUCACAAUAUUUGACAUAAUUUAUUUGCAUGAGACAAAGUCCACUUGAUCAAUAGUUAUUGCUCUGGUAUCAUAUGGUGGCACUGGUGACGAUGAGAUCUAUAGUGCCACCACUUGGUCUGGUGCAGCCAUCUAAGGUUGCAGUGACUUUAUAUUCACACAGCUUCUAAGGACAUACAUAAGGUUUACAUACCACAUUUCAUUGCCCCUUGUCCAUCGGCUCAGUUCUUGUAGCCAGUUGCCCAUGGUGGAAUUAUCUGCAGGGCUUGACAUGAACUUCUUCUGCCACUUGUCCUUCAGACAAGUAAGACAGAUUUUUUACUUGUCUGAACGGUUAAGGAGAACUGGCCAAAACCUCCCUCUGUUAAGGUGAGUGCAAUGCAGAUACUUGCAAAGGCUAUAAGCCCAGCGUUCAUCAAAGCGCAGCUCCUCUGCCAAGAUCUGCCUGCAAUCUCAGCUCUGCCUUAUAUCAGUUUCUCAGAGUUCUGGUCAGAGUCUUGUAAGCAGGCACAGAUGUGAGCAAUUAGUUCAUGAUUUAGUGAUAUCUUCCCUUACAGGCUGUCCUACAGCUUCACCACACUAUCCCCAUCAUAGGUGGAAAAGACCGUCCCUGAGUUGUUCCAAAGCCAUGUGGUAACUUUGGACUACGCUGGUGGCUGCCAGACUUGCACUGGUCAUGCUCCCCGAGACCGUUGGGCUCCCGUUGACCCUCCUCCCACUGAAGGAGAUGCUGCUUCCCGUUGCUGAAGAAUGCCGGAAGUACCCUCUCGUAGAAGCUGGAGGUCAGAUGACCACUCUUGUGUGCUAUAUGCAGCUGGCAUCAACAGCCCUGGAUGCAGAACAGCCUCUCUCCGGGAAAAUCCACAGCAGACUGGAACCCCGGCCGGUGAUAACCCAACUGGGUCAUGGGUUGACCUCCAGUCGGCGGGAAGGCCUGCGAGGUUGGGCAGGAAAUCUCUCUCUCUCUCCCACCCAGCCGGGUCGUACCGGAGUCUGUGCAAAUAAACAAGGAACAAAGGGUUUGAGUUGUUUGAAAUGCACCACAGUUUCAGGACCUCUCUCCGCCAGUUCUAUGCGGCACAGGACCUCUAAAACCUGCUCUAGCAC
This is a messenger RNA of Salvelinus sp. IW2-2015, 5506 nucleotides long. Its product is annotated as voltage-dependent calcium channel subunit alpha-2/delta-3-like. The record is from RefSeq and is a predicted model, not a curated record. Lineage: Eukaryota; Metazoa; Chordata; Actinopteri; Salmoniformes; Salmonidae. Gene Ontology annotation, cellular component: voltage-gated calcium channel complex. Gene Ontology annotation, molecular function: voltage-gated calcium channel activity.